Messenger RNA from Vigna radiata var. radiata (mung bean), 2599 nucleotides. RefSeq names its product probable LRR receptor-like serine/threonine-protein kinase At1g53430. Gene Ontology annotation, biological process: protein phosphorylation. NCBI's taxonomy places the organism in Eukaryota, Viridiplantae, Streptophyta, Magnoliopsida, Fabales, Fabaceae. The record is from RefSeq and is a predicted model, not a curated record. The coding region runs from base 331 to 2304 and encodes 657 amino acids. Gene Ontology annotation, molecular function: nucleic acid binding; ATP binding; protein kinase activity. The transcript has 7 exons.
AGAGAAAAUACUGUAGGCUCGUGGUGAUUCGAGAGGGAGCAUUCGAUGGUCGAAGGUGUAGCAGUGAAUGGCGAUAUAGGAGGACAAGGUUUGGGUUUGGUGGGCAGAGGAUGGGGGAGAGGGAAUCCGAAGGUGGCGUGAGGAUAGCUUUAGGGUUUUGAGUGUUCUAUACGGAAGUUUAGAGGAGAGGGGAGUGUAGAGAACUAAACAAACUCACGUUGAAAAACCAAAGUGAAAGGGGGAGUCGAGAAUCGCGAGCGAAGAGUGUUCAGUGGAGAGUGAAAGCUGAUAGAAAAGAGGAACCAAAUCCUGGGGAGUUAACUCAAGAACAUGGCAGGAAGACCAAAUACCUCGAACCCAACAUCUUCUAUUGAAGGGAUGGUCAAUGUGAUGCAACAACAGCAUGCAGCUCAGGUGCCUCAGAAUCAUGAUUGUUUGAGUGAUUUUAUGAUGCACAAUCCAUCCAAGUUCAAUGGGGAGGCUACCCCUGAUGAGGCAGACGCUUGGAUUAGAAAAAUUGAGAAGAUCUUCAAGGCGAUCGCAUGUCCAGAGAAACAAAAGCUCGUUUAUGCAUCCUUUCUGUUGGUGGAUGGAGCUGACUAUUGGUGGGAUGGUAUGCAGCAGAUAAUGGAGGAUCGUUGUGAGGCCAUCAACUGGGCCAGCUUCAGGACGAGGUUUCUGGAGAGAUACUUCCCAGAUAGUUAUAAGUUUCAACGAGAGGCUGAAUUCUUGGUGUUGCAACAGGGCAAGAUGACUGUGCAGACCUAUGUGGACCGAUUUGAGUAUUUGGCUCGGUUCGUCUCUCAAAAGAUGAGCGAAGAAUAUAGGUGUCGGAGGUUUCAGGGAGGCUUGAGGCCCGAGCUAAGGAUAGUUAUUGUGCCGUUGAAGAUUAAGGAGUUUCCAACUUUGGUGGACAAGACCAAGAUGAUAGAACAACUGCAAGUGGACCUAAGUCUGGAUGUGAGGACUCAAAAGGGUAGUUUUUCUGGUGAGAAACAACAAAGGAAGCCUUACGAUAAGCCUCAACAGUUCAGUUGUGGAAAGACUGAUGGGAAGAGUUGUUUCAUCUGCAACAAGUUAGGGCACUUUGCUCGUGCUUGUUCUGAGAGGAAGCUAGUGAGUGGACCCCAACAGCAGAAAUCUUCCGGAGGGAAGCCAACAGCAGCCAGGAGAGUUUUGGUGAUGUCUGAUGUGAAAGUGGCUCAGUCAGAUCUCAGGGACACAAAAUUGCAAACUGGUGUAUUUACCUUGCAUGAAAUCAAAGUUGCAACAAAUAACUUUGAUGUUUCCAAUAAGAUUGGAGAAGGAGGCUUCGGUCCUGUUUAUAAGGGCAUUCUGCCCAACGGCAAACCAGUAGCAGUUAAGNAACUUUCUUCUAAUUCAGACCAAGGAACCCGGGAGUUUAUAAAUGAGAUUGGCAUGAUCUCUGCUCUGCAACAUCCUAAUCUUGUUAAACUUUAUGGUUGUUGUGUUGAGGGUGAUCAAUUGUUGUUAGUGUAUGAAUAUAUGGAAAACAAUAGCCUAGCACAUGCUUUAUUUGACUCAGAAGAUCGCCAUUUAAAAUUGAAUUGGGCAACAAGAAAAAACAUCUGCAUUGGCAUUGCUAGAGGUUUAGCUUUCCUGCAUGAAGAAUCAAGACUGAAAGUAGUUCAUAGAGACUUCAAGACCUCUAAUGUANUGCUUGAUGAAGACCUAAACCCGAAGAUAUCUGAUUUUGGUUUGGCCAGACUUCGUGUGGGGGAUAAUACACACAUAAGCACCAGAACUGCAGGGACUUGGGGAUAUAUGGCUCCUGAGUAUGCAAUGCAUGGUUAUCUAACUGAAAAAGCAGAUGUUUUUAGUUUUGGAGUUGUUAUCUCGGAAAUUGUAAGUGGUAAGAGAAACACUAUUCGGCAGUCAAAAGGGGAAGCUUUCNAUCUUCUGGAUUGGGCACUUUUGUUGAAUGAGAGAGGUAACAUAAUGGAGCUAGUUGAUCCAAAGUUGAAUUUAUAUUUCUCUAUUGAGAUAAGGUUGGUUAUCAAAGUGGCUCUCCAUUGCACCCAUGUUAAUUCAAGCUACAGGCCCUCUAUGUCUUCAGUUCUAAGCAUGCUUGAAGGCAGAACAAUGGUCCCCCCAGAGUUUGCUUCACAGUGUAGUGAAGUGAUGGAUGAGAUGAAGCUCGAGUUAAUGAAAGAGUAUUACAGUGAAAUGGAUGUAAAUAAAACAAAUAACAGAAGAAGUUUGAGCUUAACCAAAGGUGUUCCAUGGACUGAUUCUUCUUCUUCAACAGCUACGGACAUUAAUGUGGCUCACCUUGAUGCUUAAAACAAACUGAAGAGUCUGUGAAUUGCAUCCAUUUGCUUGAUUUGCUGAGUUUGUUGGUUGUAUCAUAGUUCAAUCACAAAUAAUUUAAGACAUGGUAAAACCAACAUUACUUUACUAGUCAGAAGAUUCUAGACUUUGUGCAGUGUGCAGUGUUAAAGAAAAUGGACAUGAUCUUGAUUAUCAAAACCCCCAUGCAAUUUUUAAGUGAUGUAUGAUUUAAUGUUGUGCUUCAUGAUAGGUUUAACUAUUCAUUUGGUUUUUUUUCAUAGUUAAACAAAAUUUACAUUUUGAUUCU